Messenger RNA from Diaporthe batatas, 2100 nucleotides. RefSeq lists its product as uncharacterized. Bases 707 to 1819 code for a protein of 370 amino acids. NCBI's taxonomy places the organism in Eukaryota, Fungi, Ascomycota, Sordariomycetes, Diaporthales, Diaporthaceae. The transcript has 2 exons. The record is from RefSeq and is a predicted model, not a curated record.
CCAACAAACCUGCCAGUCACGUUUUCUGGUGACUCCAGCAAAGUCACCUCCUCCCAAGCGACUGCAUCGCAUCCAGCACUUAUCAUUAUCAGGUCGCUGGCCAGCCGCCUCCACCAUCCACCAUCCACCAUCCUCAAACCAGACAGACUGCUUGACCUCGCAAAGGUCAACUGGAUCUGGACCAUUCCUUUCCUCGCACACGCACCUCAACUCCUCCCACCUACCACCUCUCGUCGCAUGCCCUCCCCCGUCCCUCCUCUCCAGCUGCGCGUCGCGUCAAACCAAACGUCAAAUACCCCACCGCACAUCGGGGUAGCACUCGACGACUGUUCGUGGUCCGCCCCCAUUAGCCAAGCUACAGAGGUCAUACGGCUUCUGGGCGUGGGCGGGGCCUUGGGAAAGCUGCCUGUGUUGCGGGCGUCUCGCGAUUCUUGCACCUAUACCGACCAGGGUGUGACCCUGGGGCGAUAGGAAGGGGCUUUCCAAGUGCUGCCGGUUGGCGAACCGCGACAGUCUGCUUGUGCCGUUUGGUUCUUGAUACGACCUCCCAGCUUGGAGAGUCGGGACCGCUUCGUUGCCUGCGAGAUUGGAGUCCUCUGCCGGUGUCAGCCCUCGGGCCUGACGCGGGGAUCUCACGGUCGACCUCGCUGAUCCACUGAUUUUUGCCUGCUGAUGUGCUCAUAGGGACGACGCCCAGGACACCGACAUGUCCGCCUCUUCGCCAGCACCGGCCGAUGCCCGCGAGACGGCGACUCCGGUGGCUGCUGUACUGGAAUGGGCUGGACAAGAUGGUCAGCCGUGCUAUCUGAGCGACUCCGGAUCCAAUCCCGUGACCGUGACAAUCGACCUCGACCGCGCCUCCAAGACCGCCCUGCUCAAGAUCCGAAUCCAGCUCGAGCUCCGCAAACCCGUGCCUGGGAAGACGAGUCUCUGCCUGUUCAUCCCACCCGAGAGAAUCCACUCCGUUGCCCUCGACUCUAGCGAGCUGCCUACCGAGUCCAAACGUCUCCAGUGCCACAAGCUUGUGUGCCUGCGGCUGGAGCUGACGAGUGCGGCUGACCUCGCGGCGCGCGACUGGCCUCUACGUCCGAACAACAAGGUUCACGGUGCCGUGCUGGACUCUGCUCAAACACUUGCCCAACAAACGUCUCUCAGUCUACACGUCCCAGAUACCGUGUUGGACAAGGCCCAGCUGGACUGGCUCUGUGACUCAUUGUGCCGCCAUGAGCUACACACUGGAGAACCGGCUACGGAAGGCGGUGGUAUCUACGAAGGCCAAGAUGGCAGGAUCAUCAGCCCUGAGCUGCUUGCUCCCCGGAAAGGAGAUACAGCCGAGGGCCUUCCGUCAUACGAAGAGCUCGAGGGUCCGCCGCCGCCGCCGCCAAUAGUGCCUCCAGGCCAAGAGUCCGAGUCUGCCUCCAGUUCCAAGAAGAGAAAGCUGAGCGGUUCCGCCACUGAAAGCGUAGAAGUUGGGUUCAUUGAGAGGAUCUGCAGCAAAAUCUUUACGGAGCAGCUGGGACAGAUGGAGACCCGCAUGAAAGCAUGGGUGGACCAGCGGCUGACGGAGCAAGAGAAGAAGUACGACGAGAGGCUAGACAGGCUCGAAGACGAGAUCCAAGACAUGGACCGGCACGUGGACGAGCGGGUGUGGCUGGAAGUGGACGACCUCCGGACGGGCAUUCAGGAAGACUUUGACCAGCUGAGGGCCGAGACGGAAGAUUUCAUCCAAGAAGAGAACAGGAACGCUGUUGAUGUGAUUAGGAAGCAGCUGUCGGAAAGCGACGUAAACAUCGUAGGAGGGCGGCUAGAAAUAACAUGAUGCAUGCUGCUCCACCUCGACUUUGCGCAUCCAAACUGUGCGGAAUCGCCUCGAUGAUUCUUGACGCUCCUGUCUGCCCACGACAGACAGUCACCCGGGUCUGCCUCCAAUACCGAUUAAUCGCUCGUAUGAAGCGAGCAACCUGGCAGCCCCGGCCCCACCCAAAGGCUGGGCCGUUCCGCUAAGAUCCUUGUCGAAUGAAGGAGCUCCAGCUCCGAGUCGAGUGGGGCAUGACAGCUGUCGCAGCUCGGGGUGAUGACGUCUUGGGCAGUCGCACAUGG